AUGUGGCCAACGACGCCGCCAUCUCGGCUGCUGUUGUUGCUUUUGUCAUCGACGACUGCAAUCACGGCAGCCUCAUCCUCAUCCUCUUCUCAGAGCAACCGUGUGAUCAACCCUUCAAACACAUGCCCGCGAUCUUGUGCUACUGCCAAGGGUCCAGAAGAAUGGAAUUUAUACCACGACACAGCAAGACUCGCAGUUUGUCCCGAGCCCAUGCUCGUCGCUUACAACCUUCUCACACCCUUUGGUGACCCCGAUACUCACACCAGCAUCCGCGCUUGCACACUUGGCGACGCGAACACCAAAGAGAAUUUCCUCGUCGAGUCUGGCUAUGUCGCUCCUGAUGCUGAAGACUCGUUUGUUGAAGCCCGCCAGCUAUCAAACUUUGCUGCCCUGUCACCGCGUCAGAUUCAGGCCAACGUGACUUGCGGUGCCGGUUUAGCCAGAGAAUCUCGCGUUUCUGCACGCCUUUCUUGGUGGAAUUCGGACUCAGAUGGCACUCUCUUGAAUGAAGCAGCCUCGUCAGAUGUUGCUAUCGCCAUAGAAAAGUUGUCAGAAUACAUGAAACAAGUCCCCGCGUGCGAGAAGAAGAUUGCUUUCCUCUACCUCCGCGGCACACUCGUCGGCCUGUACGCAGGCACAUUGAUGGACAAAUCUCGAGCAUCCGCUUCUCUGCUGCAGAAGCUCUCAGAAGAGAUUAAAGCAGCUUCCCCAAACGCAAAGACAUCAGCACCCGUGCGAGCGGCACUCGAAGUCUGUGGAAAUGACCGCACUGCUCCUGAGACCAUUGGGGUUGUGGCUGACAUGAGCGGUGAUUUCGCCGCCGUUCAGAAAGUCAUGCUUGCGUGGAGUCAGAGUCAAUGCUUCUCAGAGUCUGAUGCUGCUGCCGCUGUUAAAGAAACUAUAAACUCGAAGACCCUCGACAAUACGGCCAUUUGGUCGUUCGACACGCUUGUACCUCCAACUCCAGCCAUCAAGGGCCGACGGCUGGGGCAGCUUGAUAAGAGAGCCGAGUGCCGCAGCAUCAAAGUGGAAGAGGGCGACGAUUGCGCGACACUCGCAAAACGCUGCGGGCUUGGUACCACUGCGUUUAAGAGUUUCAACAAGCUCACCGACGCAAUGUGCAUCAUUUUGUCACAUGGCGGGUCGGUAUGCUGCUCUUCCGGCACGCUACCUAAUACCAAACCAAAGCCGAAUGCCGACGGAACCUGCGCGACGUACGUCGUCCAGGAGGGUGAGGGCUGCCAGGCGGUGGCAACCAAGCACGGAAUCAAGGUUGAGGACAUUGACGAGUUCAACAAAAAGACUUGGGGAUGGGAUGGGUGUAAGAACUUGCAGUUCACACAGAAGAUUUGUGUCAGCGAGGGUAACCCGGCCAUGCCCUCGGCUAUUGAAGAUGCUCAAUGUGGCCCUGGAAAACCGGGCACGAAAGCCCCCGGAAAGGGCGAGGAUCUCGCCGAUCUCAACCCUUGCCCGCUCAAGGUCUGUUGCAACGUCUGGGGCAACUGUGGCACGACGACCGAUUUCUGUGUGGUCUCUAAAUCGUCUACUGGUAACCCCGGUACCUCCAAGCCCGGCGAGAACGGCUGCAUCUCCAACUGCGGGAUGGAGCUCGUCAAUAAUGAUACGCCCCCGGAGCAGUUCCGUAAGAUCGGAUACUUCGAGGCAUGGAACUUCAACCGUCCUUGUCUUAAUAUGCACGUCUUAGACAUUGACCGGUCUUAUACUCAUGUUCAUUUUGCCUUUGGCGAGAUCUCUACCGAUUACCAGGUUGUUAUUCCUGAUGACCAACGGGAACAAUGGGAUGCUUUUGUUGGUGCGACCGACUUUCCAAAGAAGAUUCUCGCCUUUGGUGGGUGGGCGUUUUCCAACGAAGGGCCCAACGCCCGCUUAUUGCGUGACGUUGUGAGCCCUGCCAACCGUGGUGCUUUUUCAGAUAGAGUCGUUAAGUUUGCCGUUGACAACAAUCUUUCCGGCCUCGAUUUUGACUGGGAGUAUCCUGGAGCCACUGAUAUCGAGGGCUCACCCCCCGGCUCCGAGGAGGAUGGUGAAAAUUACUAUCAGUUCCUCAAACUCGUCCGCGAGAAACUCCCUAAGGGGAAGUCCUUAUCUAUCGCCGCACCAGCUUCCUAUUGGUAUCUGAAGGGGUUCCCCAUUGAGAAAAUGGCAGAGGUCCUCGACUAUAUCGUCUACAUGACCUACGACUUUCACGGUCAAUGGGACGUGGGCAAUGAGUGGUCAAUGCCUGGAUGCCCUGCUGGCAACUGCCUUCGUUCUCACGUGAACUCGACAACAACCCACGAUGCCCUGGUCAUGAUCACCAAGGCCGGUGUCAAGUCCCACAAGAUUGUUGUGGGAGUCUCCAGCUACGGACGCUCUUUUAAGAUGUCCAGUUCCACCUGCCGCGGACCGAUGUGUACCUUUCUCGGUAAGAGGAAUGAAUCACCAGCCAAGAAGGGGAGAUGUACCGACACAGCUGGAUAUAUUUCCGAUUUUGAGAUUGCAGAGAUUAUCAAAAAGGGUGGUGCCAUCAAGUCCUGGUACGACGCGGAAUCAGACUCGGACUACCUUGUUUACGACCAGGUUGAGUGGGUGGCAUAUAUGAGCAAGGUCACAAAAUCCCGUAGGCAGAGGGAUUACAUGAAACUCAACUUUGGCGGCACGUCAGACUGGGCUAUCGAUCUUCAAGGAGAAGGCUCUGGCAAGUACUCCAAUGGCACGGGUAGGCCCGUCUACCUUGACCCUAAGGUCUACGACGACGGCCAGGGUGCCAAAUGUCAGCCUCCUUGCGUUCUUAUUUUUCCCCCGAGUGCUCUACCGGAGCCCACAACUAUCAAGCCUGGCAAAUUUACCUCUUCUCUCGAGUAUGGUGCCAGUGGCAAAACUACCAUCAGCGGCAAGGAGACUACUGCUUUUGUUACCAAGACGACCACCAUCACUAUCGACAUUCCAGCACUCACCGUUAGCAGUAUGUCCUACUCCAACGUCAACAUCACCAAUGGCCAGAAGAGCACCCAGCUCCUCCUCACGCCGAGCAUCAAAAUCGGCCCUGUGUCCAUCAAAGUUCCCGACGGCGAGGGCGGCACGACCGUCCGUACCCUCACCUUGCCGCCGUGGCCGGCCGUUACAGGGGGCCCAGCGCAAAGUGGCCCAUCGAAAACCGGCACAUCAACCGUUGCCACACCCACUGGAGGAGGUGGAGGAGAUGAUGAUGAUGAUGACGAUGAAGAAGCUGAUUUUGACGAAAUGGAGAUUCACCCAGAUGAUACCGAAGAUGACGAUGAUGAGCCUAGCUACACACAAUAUCCUCCUCACGUCGUAACUCCCAUUCCAGGACCCGUCAAUAACAUUGAACCCACUGACGACGGCUUCAUUACCCCCUGCAAUCUUUGGUUCUUCAACUUCUGCCCGAGCAACAUCGGGCCGAAAGGUGGCCUCAAGUGGACCCUGCCGCCCGGCAUCUACCCUCCUGGUCCUCCGCCGCCCAACAUCAUCGCCCCCCCGGGCGGUGGUGGCAGCAGCCCAGGACCUACCAUCAAGCCCCCUCCGCCACCUUGGCCUCCCAUUACCGUUGGCGGUGAUAGCAAGCCCACCUUUACCGAGAAGCCAGACUGCGAGACGGAAUCGGCAUCUCUCUGCUCCACCACGACCACACUCAAAGUGACGACCAUUGGACAGAUAACAUCGACGGUGACUUCUACCGCAUCUGGUUGCGAUACGAUUUACGGCUGUUCAUUGACUGACUGGGAGACGCAAAUCACGACCAGGACGGAUGCAUGUGAGCUACCGUCACCCACUAAGCCUAUAACCCUGCGCGCGUUACACGGUGACGUUGCCAAAGAACGAGUGUUCAAUUCCGUCAAGGCUGCCAUAUCGAAGCGACAAAACGAUGACUCCGAUUGCGACCUAACGUGGUGGUAUCUUGUUCCCGUCAAUAUGGACGACCCGUCCCUGGUCCGCACCGUGUUGGACCAGUACGGAUCAGAUGUGAAAGAAAUCAAGUCCGAUGCGGGAGGCUUUACAGCUUUUUAUCUGGCCAGACUCAGUGUAAGGGUCUCGGAUGAAUUCAAAAGACUUGCUGAUGGCAUUGGGAUAGAACUCAUGAAGAAGUUCAAGUUUCCACCUGGCCAGGGACUCUCAAAAAGACUCACCGAUCAAAAUUCCGAUGUGGAAAUGCCCGAUGCUGGUUUUUCGGCUGGCAUCAACAUCAGGGAGGAUGCCGAACAUGGAAACAAGACGACAGAUGGCAUACAAGAAGCCCGCAGCUCGCCAGGCAUCAAGCAGAAGCGCCAAGACGCACCAUUGGCUGUGCAACGGUCCAACUACUGGCACCAAUCGCACUUUUCACUGCCCAAUAAAGUGGAAUGGAGAACUCCCGAUGGAUUUUCUUACAAGGCGGGCGAAGAUAAACCGUACAGUUUCCAUCAUCAAACCUUGGGAGGCACUGGGCAAUAUGUGUACACCGUUGCAGAGAAUGGAAUAUGGGACGGACACCCGGAGCUCGCCAAAGCGAAAGCAGAGGGAAGGCUUGAUCUCAGCCUCGAUCAAGGGCUGUUCACCCCCGAGGAACCAAGUUUACAUGACUUGCACCACGGAACACAAGUGUCCGCCAUGGUCAUCGGCGAGACAAUGGGCUCCUGUCCAAAAUGCAAUCUCGUUUUUGUCAAGGGCAACACUAGAAUGGUAGAAGUCAUAAGCUCUCUCUGCAUCAUAUACGACCACAUUUCAGCAGGACGGGUCGGCAAAGCAGUCAUAAACAUGAGCUUCAUUUCGGGUGACGACACAACAAACCAAGUCUGGCUCAAAAGGCUAAAUCAGAUCUUGAUGAGAUUAGAAAGUAAAACCCAGACUGUCCUUGUAGCAGCUUCUGGUAACGUUGACAAAAAGGUCAUAAGCUCUUCCGACCAAAUCAUCCACACCUAUCCAUCCAGGUUUGCCGCGUCAAGUGACAGAAAUUCGUUUGAUAGGAUCAAGAGCAUGAUGGUAGUUGGCGCAACGAACAAAUAUGGCGAGGAGGCCGAUUGGAGUCAGCGUGAUUACUACUUGACGACACUUGCGCCAGGCGAUAGACUGGAUAAAAUAGACGGCCCAACCAGUGUCAAUGGGAAAACACGUGGCACUUCUUUCGCCGCGCCUGCGGUUGCCGGCGUUGCCGCCUAUCUUCGUUCUCUACGUUCCGACUGGCAGACACAAUUGCAGGAGCCGCUCAACGUCAAAAAGAUGAUUCGAAGACUCCACCGUCGCAUCAGGGUUUAUGAAAGACCACUCUCCGCUACCAGUAGGCCUGUGGUCUGGAAUGGCGAGGUGGGCCGGAUGAUUAGAGAGCCUGCUUAUUCCUGUGUAUCGGGUGGCGAAACCGUUCUGAUAUUUGAUGACCGGACUGCGAAGCGGUGCCCCCCAUACUCCAAAGAACUCAAGGACUUGCCGGAAGAAGUUGGGGAAUCAACCGGUUCUUGUGGCGAUGGGUCCAACAACCCUUCCAAGCGAGCAGUCGAUGGCGCCAAUACCUGUCCCAUUAGUCCCCCUGGUGGCUCGGAUGGUUCAGGCGGCGGCGCCGACGGCAGAGGGAUCGAUUGGUCCGACGGGCCCGAUUCACCCAAGUGUCCUUCGGGCACCUGUGGUGGAGAGCUCUGCCGCGGAUACUACUGCAGCCCGCGUCCCAAGGGCGUACCGCCGCCGGACUUUAAGGAUCCCAAAGACCCCAACAAGAUGGGUGCGAACCCGAUUGGUAACAGUCCUCCUCCGCCAAAAGAUGAUGACGACGAUGAUGGCAAGGAUGACGACAAGGACGACGACAAUGAUGAUGGCAAAGACGACGACGACAAGGGUGACGACGAGGAGCCCGAGUAUAAAAACAACAUCAUCAUCGCGCUAAGUGAAAGAUAUAUUGCCGGUGGGCUGGGGACAUGGACGCGGUCCUGGGUUGUCUUUCCAGCGGACUCGGAUGGUGCUUGGUAUGUUUGCGAUAAGGCCUAUUACUCUGAGCCGGCAUAUACUACACUCGACAUUCGUGAGCCACCUACCAAAAUCGGACCAUUCACUGUCGAAGGGUACGAGUGUGAGUACGAAGCGGACAAGGGCAGGUUGGGAAUCAUACGCUGCGAAGGUAUCAAGCAGGCUUCGUGCGGAUGGCACAAAUACGAUGCGACGAAAUGUGGCGAUUUCGGUUCAAUGACUGGAUCGCUUAUUCAUUGCAGUUUUUAG
Messenger RNA from Colletotrichum truncatum, 6201 nucleotides. RefSeq names its product Killer toxin subunits alpha/beta 6. NCBI's taxonomy places the organism in Eukaryota, Fungi, Ascomycota, Sordariomycetes, Glomerellales, Glomerellaceae. The record is from RefSeq and is a predicted model, not a curated record. Gene Ontology annotation, molecular function: chitin binding; serine-type endopeptidase activity. Gene Ontology annotation, biological process: proteolysis; carbohydrate metabolic process.